Messenger RNA from Magallana angulata, 2594 nucleotides. RefSeq names its product heat shock 70 kDa protein 12A-like. NCBI's taxonomy places the organism in Eukaryota, Metazoa, Mollusca, Bivalvia, Ostreida, Ostreidae. The coding region runs from base 302 to 2083 and encodes 593 amino acids. Gene Ontology annotation, molecular function: ATP binding; ATP-dependent protein folding chaperone. The record is from RefSeq and is a predicted model, not a curated record. The transcript has 5 exons.
GUGUAUCUCCUUCCGUAACCUAACACUUGAAAAAAAAUGUACCUCAUUUAAAGGCCACGGCAUAAGAUGGAUGAAUCACUGCAAUCAACACGUUUUAUGCAAUAUUUUUAAAAGAGGUUAUUUAAUUCCAACCAUAUAUGCAGUUGUGAUUCUUGAUAAGAUUGAAAGAUAAAAAUCUAUUGAAAGGUAUUGGCAACAAUAGAAUUCCUUGAAAUUGACCGAAACUGAAAGUUGAGUGCAUAAAUUCCCAACAGAAACAAAAAAUAAGAAUUGUGGAGAUUGCUUCGAUAACAAGUCUGGUAUGGCAUGUGCAUCCUCAGUACUAGGUUCUUUUUCUAACCUCCAAACGGAGGGAAUUCAAUUAGUGGUCGCUCUUGACGUCGGUACUACCCACGCAGGAAUAGCUUGGUCUCUUUGCAGUGAUUUCGAGAAGUAUCCUUUACGCAUCACCAGUCUGCAAUGGCCGACCAAUGUCGGCGCGUCACAAACCGCCUAUAAAACGCCUUCUGUUCUCUUGGUGAAAUCCAAUGGAGAGUUCGUGGCGUUUGGUUACGAUGCCGAGGAAAAGUACAGCGAGCUUGCAAACGACGAUGCUCAUUACGGAUACUACUUCUUUAAAGACUUCAAAAUGGCGCUUUACGAAAACGAGAAACUUCGCAGUGAUCAUCUGUUCGUUGAUGCCGAGGGACAUGCAAUGAAAACCAAAGACAUUUUUGGACACAUCAUUCGGUACAUGAAACAACGUCUUCUGGAUGAUCUGAAAACUAGAGGAAACACAGUCAAGAAGGAUAAUAUUCUUUGGGUAGUUACAGUGCCUGCAAUUUGGAACGACGGCGCGAAGCAGUUUAUGAGAGAAGCUGCAUUGGCGGCAGGCAUAUCAGAGAAGCGGUUACGACUUGCUCUGGAACCCGAAGCUGCGUCUAUAUACACAAGGGAAAUCCUUUUAGAGAGAUCAAGCACUGAUGACCAAGAGGAAUCCCUAGUGUUUAAACAGGGCAUGAAGUACAUCGUCAUUGAUCUUGGAGGUGGGACAAUUGACUUUACCCUCAAAGAGGUUGUAGACGACAAUACCAUCAAAGACUUUCAUCAGGCCACCGGAGGUCCCUGGGGAGGUCGCACGGUCAAUCGGAUGAUCCUAGAUUUCCUGGAAGAUCUUUUGGGUAAAGACGUACUUGAGGAACUGAAAACAAACCACAAAUCUUCCUGGUUAGAGUUAGAAAGAGAGGUCGAGUUGAAAAAGAAAAACGCAAAAGGAGACAAAGAUGGACGCAUUUUGAUCCAAAUGCCUGGCGAAUUACUGGACGUGUUUGAGAAGAAAACGGGCAAAAAGCUAAUAAAUUCAACUGCGUUUGAGUCGAAGUACGCUGGGAAAAUUGAUAUCAAAGGCAAAAAACUCAGAAUAGAUAAAUGUAUUGUUGAGUCUUGCUUUAAAAAGUGUCUGGAAGACAUAAUUCAACACACUAAAAGUAUUCUAGAAAAACCAGAGGCCAAAGGAACGCAGUACAUCAUACUUGUUGGUGGCUUUGCCGAGUCAGAAUACAUGAAAACGGAAAUGCCAAAAGCGUUUGAAGAUUUCAAAGUCUUCAUUCCUGAUGAGCCAUGGCUUGCUGUAAUGCGCGGAGCAGUCAUGUUCGGACAAAGGCCAUCUGUCGUAGAGUCUAGAAUUGCAAGGUAUACGUACGGUAUUGCAACCAUCAGGUUUUUCCUUAAGGAUUUCGACAACCCUAAGCACAGGAUCUACGAGGACAACGUACCGUACUGCAGAAAUGUAUUUGACAAACUUGCGGAGGUUGGCCAGUCGUUUCGGCUGGGUGAAACCGUCACCACAGAGGUGUUUGCUCACAAAGAGUUUAUGUCUAAAAUGAAGGUCAAGGUGUUCAGAUCUACUGAAAAGGAUCCUCGUUACGUCACGGAUGAAAGCUGCACAGCAAUCGGAGAGAUGCUUGUCGCUAUGCCUGGCUAUGGCAAGGAUAGAAAAGUCACAGUUUCCCUUUGUUUUGGAGAGGAAGAAAUUACCUGCAGUGGAAUAAACGAAUCAAAUGAAUCAGUGCACGUGAAACUUAAUCUCCUCGCAGAUAAUUAGAUUGAUUGUGCAUGGAUACUACCUGUGCAUGUGAAGUGAAUAUUUUUAUCCUUGACGAAACAUCGUUUUCAAAAGCACUGAAGAUACGUGUACACAAUGUGUGUAUAAUUUUUAGAUCUAGAGAGACUAGAAAGAGAUUAAGGAUUAUUUGAUAGCAAAUAUUCACAAAUUCAUGGGGAUGUAAUGUUACAGUGUAGUGGAUUUCAUUGUAUGAUAAAUGUGUUCAUAUUACGUUCAGUAUGUAUAUUAGUUUGUGUGUGAUGCCAGUAGAUGUUGAAAAUAGAAAAUGAAAGAAAAUAUGAUUUAAGUUUGGUUGAAAAAAUAAAAUAUUAAAAAAUGUAUGUCUUGAUCACAAUAGUUCACAAAGACUAAAGUCCCUGAAGCAUUUAAACUCGGGACCUGCAGAUCAGAAGACCAAAGCUUUGCCCAUUGUGCUACAGAACUAGACGGUGAUCAAUCAACAAGUACCGGUAUUUCUUUUAAAGGAAUCAUAGGCAUGUGUUAUCAUCGG